This is a messenger RNA of Helianthus annuus (common sunflower), 4068 nucleotides long. RefSeq names its product phospholipid-transporting ATPase 3. Bases 232 to 3900 code for a protein of 1222 amino acids. Gene Ontology annotation, biological process: phospholipid translocation. Lineage: Eukaryota; Viridiplantae; Streptophyta; Magnoliopsida; Asterales; Asteraceae. The record is from RefSeq and is a predicted model, not a curated record. The transcript is spliced from 26 exons. Gene Ontology annotation, molecular function: magnesium ion binding; ATPase-coupled intramembrane lipid carrier activity; ATP hydrolysis activity. Gene Ontology annotation, cellular component: plasma membrane.
UACGCGUAGAUGUAUGGGGGAAAGAAACGGCAUCGUUUUGGUAAAGAAAGAGCGCGUGGGUAAAGCUUAAGAAGAAGUUGAGGGUUGUCUGUCUGUCUUUACCUCGCACUCGCGGAUCCAAUUGGUUCUUGGAACCCUCGGAGACGAAGACCACAAAUCGAGGGUUAAAGAACUGGAAUCUGUUAUCAGUAACUGUAUGCGUAUGUGUUCCGAUUAGAUUAGAGUAAAGUAAUGAAGGGGUGGAGGGGAUCAAGACAAGGCGGCGACAGUGCCUCCUCGCCGGUUGCUGUGGAGCGGAGUCUGACAUCAUCGAGCAGUAUUCGACUUGGUCGUGUUCAGCCCCAGGCGCCAGGUCAUCGCACUGUUUUCUGCAACGAUCGCGAUGCCAACUAUCUUGCCAAAUACAAGGGAAAUGCUGUAUCAACAACGAAGUACAAUGUUAUUACCUUUUUACCGAAGGGGCUGUAUGAGCAGUUCAGGCGGGUGGCUAACCUGUACUUUCUUACGAUCUCUUGUUUAUCGUUUACACCUGUCAGUCCUGUUAGUCCAAUUACAAAUGUGAUCCCACUAAGUCUUGUGCUUUUUGUCUCUCUUGUCAAGGAAGCAUUUGAGGAUUGGAAGCGUCUUCAAAAUGAUAUGACGAUAAACAACUCUUGUGUGGAUGUGCUGCAAGAGCAGAGGUGGGAAUCCAUUCCCUGGAAGAAGCUUCAGGUCGGGGACAUUGUUAGAGUGAAGCAGGAUGGGUUCUUUCCAGCUGAUUUGCUACUUCUAGCAAGUACAAACCCUGAUGGUGUUUGCUAUACUGAGACCGCAAAUCUGGAUGGUGAAACAAAUCUUAAAAUCAGGAAAGCUUUGGAGAAGACAUGGGAUUAUGUGGCUCCUGAGAAAGCCUCAGAGUUUAAAGGUGAAAUACAAUGUGAACAACCAAACAAUUCACUCUAUACCUUCACCGGAAAUUUGAUACUUCAAAAGCAAACUAUACCUAUUGGUCCAAAUCAAAUUCUGUUGCGAGGAUGCAACCUACGUAAUACAGAGUACAUUGUUGGGGCUGUUAUAUUUACUGGACACGAGACUAAGGUAAUGAUGAAUGCCAUGAAUGUUCCUUCGAAAAGGAGUACAUUAGAGAGAAAACUUGACAAAGUAAUAGCUACACUUUUUGGUGUUCUUCUCUGCAUGUGUUUGAUCGGGGCCAUAGGCAGUGCGGUAUUCGUGAAUAAGAAAUACCACUACUUGGAGCUCUGGAUUAGUGGGGAUUCUCAGCAGUUCAAUCCACGAAACAGAUUUGUGGUCUUUGUUCUAAGCAUCUUUACCCUGAUUACUCUGUAUUCACCGAUUAUUCCGAUUUCUCUUUAUGUUUCUAUUGAGAUGAUUAAAUUCGUUCAGUCAACUAAGUUCAUAAACAACGACUUGCACAUGUACCAUAGUGAGACCAAUACACCUGCAUUAGCACGCACGUCGAAUCUGAACGAGGAACUUGGACAGGUGGAGUAUAUAUUUUCUGAUAAAACUGGAACUCUGACACGAAACUUGAUGGAGUUCUUUAAAUGUUCUAUUGGUGGAGAGACGUACGGAACUGGUGUUACAGAAAUAGAAAUGGGAGCAGCAAGGAGGAACGGUUUAAAUAUCAAGGAGAAAACAUCGUCUAAUACAGCACGUGAGAAGGGUUUCAAUUUUGAUGAUGCAAGGCUUAUGCAUGGUGCUUGGAGGAACGAACCUAAUCCAGAUAUGUGCAAGGAAUUUUUCAGAUGCCUUGCUAUAUGCCAUACCGUACUUCCGGAAGGUGAAGAAACGCCAGAAAAGCUUAGGUAUCAAGCGGCAUCACCAGAUGAGGCUGCUCUAGUUACCGCAGCGAAAAACUUCGGUUUCUUCUUCUACAGGCGUACACCUACUAUGAUCUAUGUCCGUGAAUCACAUGUUGAGAAAAUCGGAAAAGUUCAAGAUGUCACAUAUGAAAUUUUGAAUGUCCUUGAGUUUAACAGUACAAGGAAACGCCAGUCUGUUGUAUGUCGUUAUGGAGAUGGAAGACUUGUAUUAUACUGCAAGGGUGCUGAUACUGUAAUUUACGAGAGAUUAGCCAGUGGCAAUGACGAAUUAAAGAAAAUUAGCAGGGAGCAAUUGGAGCAAUAUGGAGAAGCUGGAUUGAGAACUCUUUGUUUGGCCUACAGGGAUUUAAGUCCAGAAACAUAUGAAAGUUGGAAUGAGAAAUUUAUUCAGGCAAAAUCUUCUUUACGUGACCGUGAAAGAAAAUUGGAUGAGGUGGCAGAACUGAUAGAGAAGGAUCUUACUCUGAUUGGAUGCACUGCGAUUGAAGAUAAACUCCAAGAAGGGGUACCAUCCUGUAUAGAAACUCUUUCAAGGGCUGGAAUUAAGAUUUGGGUGCUUACGGGGGACAAAUUGGAAACCGCGAUAAAUAUAGCUUAUGCUUGCAAGUUAAUUAACAAUGACAUGAAACAGUUUGUUAUCAGUUCAGAAACUGAUGCCAUCAGGGAGGUUGAAAGCAGAGGUGACCAAGUGGAAAUUGCCCAGUUUAUAAGAGAAACAGUGAAAAAUGAGCUUCAAAAGUGCCAUGAAGAAGCACAACAUAUCGUUCAUGGGUCAACAGGACAGAAAUUGUCCCUUCUGAUAGACGGAAAGUGUUUAAUGUAUGCUUUAGACCCAAAUUUGCGAUCUACAUUGCUUAGUUUGAGUUUAAGUUGCAGUUCAGUCGUCUGUUGCCGUGUUUCUCCUUUACAGAAGGCGCAGGUUACUCGGCUGGUGAGAAAAGGUGCAAAUAAGAUAACUUUGAGCAUCGGUGACGGUGCAAACGACGUUGGGAUGAUUCAAGCGGCUCAUGUUGGUGUUGGAAUAAGUGGUAUGGAAGGGAUGCAGGCUGUGAUGGCCAGUGAUUUUGCAAUCGCUCAGUUCCGUUUCCUAACAGAUUUACUUCUUGUGCACGGAAGAUGGUCUUAUCUUAGAUUAUGCAAGGUUGUUUCAUACUUCUUUUACAAGAAUCUUACGUUUACGCUCACCCAGUUUUGGUACACCUUCCAAACUGGCUACUCUGGUCAACGGUUCUAUGAUGAUUGGUUCCAAUCUCUCUAUAAUGUUAUUUUCACUGCCUUGCCUGUUAUCAUUGUCGGACUGCUUGACAAGGACGUGAAUGCAUCACUUUCAAAAAAGUACCCGCAAUUAUAUAAACAGGGAAUAGACAAUGCCUUCUUUAAUUGGAAAGUUGUGGGUACAUUAGCGUGCUUUUCAGUUUAUCAAUCGGUAAUCGUGUAUAACUUUGCGAUUGCUUCUAGUACGACUGGUUUAACCUCUUCUGGAAAGAUAUUGGGGGUGUGGGAUAUAAGCACGGCUGCGUUUACAUGUCUUGUCAUAACUGUCAAUUUGCGUCUUCUUAUGAUGUGCAACACAGUUACAAGGUGGCACAGUAUAAGUGUUGGUGGCAGCAUUUUAGCAUGGUUCAUAUUCAUCUUUAUAUACUCUCUUGUUUUUGUUAAUAAGGGGACCUAUUUCACCAUCUAUGUACUAAUGAGCACUGCCUACUUGUAUCUGCUAGCCAUUCUUGUUCCCAUUGUUGCCCUUUUGGGUGACUUUUUGUAUCAAGGGGCUCAGAGAUGGUUCUACCCGUAUGAUUACCAAAUUGUUCAGGAAAUCCACAGACACGAGCCAGAGUCUAUCGGUGCGGGAUUACUGGAGGUCGGGAAUCAGCUGACACCAGAAGAGGAAAGGAGGUAUGCCUUUGCCCUACUUCCAAGGGAAAGGUCAAAGCACACGGGUUUUGCCUUUGACUCACCCGGGUACGAGUCAUUUUUUGCCACACAGCAGGGCGUUAGUGCUCCACAGAAACCUUGGGAUGUGAUUCGACGAGCCAGCAUGAAACCUAAGUCGAAAUCACCUCGAACCAGUCGUCAUUAGAAGUUAAGCUGUACACAAAAACAAAGACAAUUAGAGAAUUAUUGUUAUUAUCUACUUACUUUUUUGGCAGUUGAAUACAUUUUUGUAAGUUUUAAGAAAAAGAUGUAUAAUUUGAUGUGAGUAGAACCUUCUUAUUAGUGAUAUAAUGAUUCUUUGGUUCUUCUUUUC